ACAUUAUGUCAUGAUGUUAUUGAAUAAAAUAUUCUAUUAUCUGCGGCAUUAGUACUGAUCUUGGAAGAAGGUGAAACUCUCGCACUCAGUAGCGAAAACAAACUCGUGGCAGCAUGAUGAAACUGAGUGCAAUCUUUAUUUUCCUGAUAGUCAAAACGAUAACGGAUUCAACGGCAUUAAACCUCGCUUGCUCGGAGGAUUUCGAGGAACGACCCGAAAAUCGGCUACUGCACGAGGGAUGCAUCAUCCGUGAUUUGUCGAUAGCGGACAGCUCUGCACUGGAAGAUGUAAUCUUCCCAAGUGAAUCCACCAUCAUUUUGUACAAACCAGAAAUAGCUGCCAACGUUUCCCGAGAGCUGCAGAACCGACUCGAAAACACCGCGAAGGAUCUCAUCGUAUUCGGAGGUCACGUCCCAGAGCUGCAGAUUUGGCCUGGCUUGGAGAAACUAGUGCUUUUCGGCAGCCAAACUCGUGGUGUCGCUAUCGACCAAAAUGUCGAUCAGUACAACCUCCGAGUGUUCAACGCGUGGAACUGCUCCUUCGACGCGACUCCCGCCAAUAUCAACCAAUUAACCGAACUCAUUUCCUUUGAGAUGUAUGGCUGCAACAUUGAAUCCGUUGAUUUGGGCCAGUUCGAUGGCUUGUCUCAACUGAUACACAUUGGAUUAGUUCGACAGAAGAUAGCAGAGGUGGUGGUCACUAAGUCAGUGUCUCUGGCGAAUCUAACGUCGCUAUCUUUGAACGAUAACAACCUCAGGGCAGUCGACACGCGUCUUUGGCGAAUGCCGAAUUUAAAGCGACUCAGUUUGACCACCAAUAAGCUCAGAUUCAUUAUUGGUUUGGAACGGUUUGAAGAGCUACAAAUGCUGGAGCUAUACAACAACCGACUGAACUGUGACUGGAUAAAGUACGCGAACGAAUCGCUGAAGAAAGAAAGAAUUCCGGCCGAAAUGUUGCAACCUUGUCCCUCUACCGACAAUGUGGAACAGCAGGAGUUUUGCUGCGUUGGCGAUAGAACUGAUCCAGCAUUUCAAGAAUAUCUACUUGCUACUGAGACAGAUGCACCACCUGCCACCGUACAAUAAAGGAAAAAUUUGGUGACGGUAAUCCUCCCGGCAGGAAACAUAUCCGACACAAACCCCGCCAAUUUGUGGCAUUAUAGACCACGUGUAUCUCUCCCUAUCCGAAAAAGAAAAUAUGAACCUCAAAACCAUGUAAUUAGGACAGUCAGGUUAAACGGCUAAUAGCCCUCACACAAGCCUUCAUUCGAGGGGUGUGAAACAUGAAUUAUGAAUUGUAUUGUGAGUUAUGAAUACAAAUGCUUGAGUCUCUGUUCCUUC
Messenger RNA from Toxorhynchites rutilus septentrionalis, 1340 nucleotides. RefSeq lists its product as uncharacterized. The coding region runs from base 114 to 1085 and encodes 323 amino acids. Gene Ontology annotation, molecular function: protein binding. The transcript is spliced from 2 exons. NCBI's taxonomy places the organism in Eukaryota, Metazoa, Arthropoda, Insecta, Diptera, Culicidae. The record is from RefSeq and is a predicted model, not a curated record.